Molecule: messenger RNA, 498 nt
Organism: Mya arenaria
Lineage: Eukaryota; Metazoa; Mollusca; Bivalvia; Myida; Myidae
Product: sulfotransferase 1C4-like
Exons: 5
Coding region: 1-498 (165 amino acids)
Biological process (GO): sulfation
Cellular component (GO): cytoplasm
Molecular function (GO): sulfotransferase activity
Source: RefSeq, a predicted model, not a curated record
AUGUUGAACGUUAUUAUACAUAGGCGUGAUGACGUCACAGCGGAAGUGAAGGUUCCUUGUAUGCCGGAAGGUAACUCCGAAGCAAGCAUGGAUGCAAUUCCUUCUCCAAGAAUCAUCAACACGCAUCUAGCAAUACGAUUAAUGCCAAAGGACGCCAAACGAAAACAGCUUAAGUGCAUUUUUGCAGUUUCUUUCUACAACCAUACUAUCAAUCUGCUCAGGUACGAAUAUAACGGAAAGUUCGAGAACUAUCUGCAGAUGUUUAUGAGAGGCGAAACGGACUGGGGAUCGUAUCCCAAAUAUCUUCUCGAGUGGCAACAGUUUAUAAAAGAAAACCCCGACUGUCCAGUCCAUAUUGUGUAUUAUGAAAACAUGAAAACGAACAGAGAGAUUGGAGACUGGAAAAACUGGUUCACGGUCGCCCAGAAUGAGAUGUUUGAUGCGUGGUGGGCUGAACAGGCUAAAGACCUGGACAUGUUUUCAUUUACUUAUGCGUAG